Molecule: messenger RNA, 987 nt
Organism: Trichogramma pretiosum
Lineage: Eukaryota; Metazoa; Arthropoda; Insecta; Hymenoptera; Trichogrammatidae
Product: TD and POZ domain-containing protein 4-like
Exons: 1
Coding region: 1-987 (328 amino acids)
Biological process (GO): proteasome-mediated ubiquitin-dependent protein catabolic process; regulation of proteolysis
Cellular component (GO): nucleus; cytoplasm
Molecular function (GO): ubiquitin protein ligase binding
Source: RefSeq, a predicted model, not a curated record
AUGGAGGAAACAGUUAUCGUGACAUCGUACCCUAGUUACUCUGAUUGGCUCAUUAGCGAAUACAUCAUGAGAAAAAAUCAUGAUUAUUCCAUUGAGUCCCCAAUUUUUUCGUGCAAUAUGGACAAAAAGUGGUAUUUUAAGCUAGAUUUUAAUUAUCAUACAAAAUUAACUGCGAUAAGUUUAGUCGCUAUUGAUGAUUGGGAGAAAUUAGAUUUAAGUGGAAGUUUUAUGUGCAUUCUAAACUCUGCAGGUGAAGAAUGUUUGCGUAUUUCUGAUAUCAAAGUGAAUAAUAUAUAUUCACGUAAUAUUUAUAGUCAAUUACAAAACUACUUGACAAGAGGACAGUUAACAAUAAGAUUCUUAAUUAAUACUCAGCCACUUGAAAAAAUUUCAUCGUCAGCAACUUAUGAAUGUUUACCUAUAUCACUAACAAAAGUUUAUAAAAAUCCUGAUUUAUCUGACAUUCAACUGAUUGUUGAUAAAGAAACAUUUUAUGCCCAUAAAGUCAUAUUAGCUAAUCGUUCUCCAGUUUUCAGUGCUAUGUUUCAAAUUGAAAUGAAAGAAAAAAGAGGAAAUAUUGUUGAAAUUGAGGAUUUAAGUGCUGUUGCUGUGGAAGGAAUGCUGAGUUUUAUCUACACAAACAAAGUUUUCAUCGAUAUUGACACAGUAGCUGAUUUAUUGAAAGCCUCUGACAAAUAUGAAAUUACAGAUCUGAAAAACUUCUGUGGACAAUUUUUAGCUAGUAUAUUAGACGUACAAAAUUGUGUCAGAAUUAUCUCCAAUGCAGAACUAUUUAAUAUGCAGGAACUGAAAGUUUCUGCUAUCAAUUUUAUUGUCAGCAAAAAUGAAGAGAUUUAUCAAAUGGAAGAUAUUCAUGAAUUAGCAGAAUCACAAACUGAUUUAUAUAUGGAAAUCACCAAAUCCUGUUUCAAGUUUUUACAUAUGAUGAGAGAUUACAGUAGUCUUGGUUUAGUUAAUAUUAAAUAA